This is a messenger RNA of Girardinichthys multiradiatus, 1732 nucleotides long. It is a transcript of the gene b3gnt2a, whose product is annotated as UDP-GlcNAc:betaGal beta-1,3-N-acetylglucosaminyltransferase 2a. Gene Ontology annotation, molecular function: hexosyltransferase activity. Lineage: Eukaryota; Metazoa; Chordata; Actinopteri; Cyprinodontiformes; Goodeidae. The transcript is spliced from 3 exons. Gene Ontology annotation, cellular component: membrane. The record is from RefSeq and is a predicted model, not a curated record. Bases 384 to 1589 code for a protein of 401 amino acids.
AAAUCCGCCUCUGGAAAACAUCCCGGACACGUUGGCGCUUGUGGAAAACCCACUGAGGGAGGAGUCCCGGAGCGCACAUUUACACAUUACACUUAUGGGGGAAGAUAACGUAACAGCAUUUAGUUGUUAGAUUAGGUGACAUAAAUACAGUGUUUCGAUUCGGAUUAUUGGCCACCCGGAUGGACGCACCGGCUUGGGUCGGAUUGAGUCUGGGCCAAAGGAAGAGUGAAGAACAAGCAGGAGUUUGAAUUCCUGAUGGCUCCAGAAACACCCAACACAACCUUAACCUUGCUGGAGCUCAUCUACGUGAGACCAGGGGUAAUGUGAAUGUCCACCCCCAAGCAGCAUGCUCUCAUCCCAUCGCAGAAAUUCAGUGUACAGACAUGUCAUUGGGCCGUAAGAAAGGAAAUGCGCUCUGCAGAUUAAUGAUAUUCAACAUCUUGAUCUGUGUUCUGGUGGUUGUGUCAUGGAAACGUGGGAACAACAAAGGAAAUCCGAAGAGGAUUCGGAUUCCAUCCCAGAGGUUCUGGCGCCGACAGAUAAUGAGUAAAUCUUUCUGGAACAAGGAACAGCAGCGCCUGGACAUGAUUAACAACCCACUUAUCAACUCGGAACUCUCCGGCGACUCCCUCAUUGGGCUGCCAGAUUGGCUUCAUGAUACAGGACCUCUUGACCCCUGUGAAGCGGAUUAUAGGGUCCCAAGGCAAAUCUUGGACUAUAACACCCUGCCAACGCGGUUCCAGGACUUUCUCCUACACAUGCACUGCAGAAUGUACCCAAUGCUGAUAAAUCAGCCCCACGUCUGUGAUGAAAAACCCUUCCUUCUGCUGGUGGUCAAGUCACUGAUUUAUAAUUUUGACCGGCGGCAGGCCAUUCGCCAGACAUGGGGGCAGGCUGGCUUCUUAGCCAAUCGGACUGUGACAACAGUGUUCCUGUUAGGCAAUGCUUCAUCCAUGGACAAUUUCCCAGACCUGCAGGAGAUGCUUGACCAUGAGGCAAAGCUUCACAAAGACCUGCUGCAAUGGGACUACAGGGACACAUUCUUCAACCUCACCCUUAAAGAGGUCCUUUUUCUAGAGUGGUUCAGCACGUACUGUCCUCAAGCUCAGUAUGUUCUAAAGGGUGACGAUGAUGUCUUUGUCAAUACCUUACGAGUUAUUGACUUCCUGGAAGGCUUGUCUGAGGGCAAGGCCAAAGAUUUGUUCAUGGGUGAUGUUAUAAGUAAUGCAGGUCCACAAAGAGACAAGAAGUUGAAGUAUUUUGUCCCUGAGACUGUGUUUUUGGGGCAGUACCCGCCCUACGCUGGUGGUGGAGGAUAUCUGUUCUCUGGGGAUUUAGCAAAACGUCUCUACAACAUUUCUCAAAAGGUGGUCUUGUAUCCCAUUGAUGAUGUCUACACAGGGAUGUGUCUGGAGAAACUUGGCCUGGUCCCUGAAAAACACAAAGGCUUCAGGACAUUUGACAUUGAAAAGAAGUACAGGGACAACCCAUGCAUCCACAGAGGCCUUAUGCUGGUUCACAGCCGAACACCACAGGAGAUGCUAAAGAUCUGGCCGUGGAUUGUCCACCCUGAGCUCGACUGCCAGUGACCUGCUUCAAAAGAUUUUUAAGAUGUCAGACAAUCUACUUAUUUAAUUUAGUAUUUUAAACUAUCAUAAUAAUAUAUUGCUUGAUAUUUAUUGCAGUAAAGUUUAAAUGAGUAUUUCAUUAAAGUACAAGAAUUGCAAUUUUA